Messenger RNA from Lachancea nothofagi CBS 11611, 396 nucleotides. The record is from the annotation of a GenBank genome assembly. NCBI's taxonomy places the organism in Eukaryota, Fungi, Ascomycota, Saccharomycetes, Saccharomycetales, Saccharomycetaceae.
AUGUUCGGCCCUUUCAAAGCUUCCAAUACACUGCUGGGUGGACUGCUAUGGAAGAUUCCUUGGAAGAUGUCUCGUCCCCAGAAACAGAGACAGAGGCACAGACUCCAGGAUGUGGAUUCCGUCCUUAAGAACUUGAACCUGGGACUUCAUACCACAAGGAAAAUGGCCCAAGGAGUUUCAUAUGAAAAUGCAGUAAACAGCCCCAAACUGCUGAAACCAGGUGUUAAACAGCUACGGUUGUUGAACAAAAAUUCUCUUUUUCCGUCAGAGAAGCAAAUGUCCUACAGGGACAAAUACACUUAUUUCAACAAACAGGCCAGUGGAUACCGCAAAGGAACCCAUAAGCUGCCCAAAUGGACCAAGAUCUCGCAGAGAAGAAACCCACAUUUCUUUUGA